Molecule: messenger RNA, 1139 nt
Organism: Cynoglossus semilaevis (tongue sole)
Lineage: Eukaryota; Metazoa; Chordata; Actinopteri; Pleuronectiformes; Cynoglossidae
Product: phospholipid hydroperoxide glutathione peroxidase-like
Exons: 7
Biological process (GO): response to oxidative stress
Cellular component (GO): nucleus; mitochondrion
Molecular function (GO): phospholipid-hydroperoxide glutathione peroxidase activity; glutathione peroxidase activity
Source: RefSeq, a predicted model, not a curated record
UUAUAAAAGGACGAACGUACAAUCCACCGUGAAACCUACUUCGUUGGAGUCACGUGACAACUGCCGUCAUAAAAGUGUCCGUUAUGCGCUUGCUGAGUACAGCAGUUGUGUUAGGGUUAGCUGGGAGUCGUGGUUUACUGCGAACCAUGUGUGCUCAGGUGGGAGACUGGCAAAGCGCCAAAUCCAUCUACGAGUUCUCGGCCAAGGAUAUUGACGGGAAUGAUGUGUCACUGGAGAAAUACCGGGGGAACGUGUGCGUCAUUGUAAACGUUGCCUCUAAAUGAGGAAAGACCAGAGUAAACUACACUCAGCUGGUGGAGAUGCACGCCUCCUAUGCUGAGAAAGGUUUACGUAUCCUGGGCUUCCCAUGUAACCAGUUUGGUGGACAGGAGCCUGGUACUGACGCAGAGAUCAAAGAAUUUGCUCAUGGCUACAAUGUUGAGUUUGACCUCUUCAGUAAGAUCGAAGUGAAUGGAGACAACGCACACCCCCUGUGGAAGUGGAUGAAGGCGCAGCCUAAAGGGAAGGGGCUUCUCGGAAAUGCCAUUAAAUGGAACUUCACAAAGUUCCUUAUAAACAAGGAAGGGCAGGUGGUGAAGAGAUAUGGUCCAACAGAUGAUCCCAGAGUGGUGGAGAAGGACCUGCCGUCUUACCUCUAGUCCUUUGUCAUUUUGCGUGACCCCCCGACCUUCAUCAUGGAUCUAAUGGCAUUGGUGUGUGUGGUGCUUCUGAACCAAUGACGGCAUGUCUGUAAACCCAACUCCAGGGCGGGCAUGCCUGAUGAAAACCUGCGUGCAACUGAUUCCCAGACUCCACUCACACCAAACCAGACCAGACCAUAUGACAGGGAUGAUCACAAUCAAUCCAAAGUAGAUGUCCUUUUCAUUUGACUGCAGCCAAUAAGCGGCUACUCUGUUUAUGCUGUUUGUUUUUUUGUUGUUGUUUUUUUUUCAAAAGAAAAUAUAGUAUUGUUCAGAUUGAUUGACAAAUGUGUGCAUGUGUCAGUGGAAGGAUACAUGGAUGUCACGAAUUACACAUUAUUAAAAGCACUGGAACAACUGACUUAAAUUAUGAAAUGAAAAUAUUGUACGAAUAAUUAUCUGCUGAAUCAGAAAAUAAAUGCUAUGUAACAGAAAAAA